Arxiozyma heterogenica is the source of this 2388-nucleotide messenger RNA. It is a transcript of the gene FAT3, whose product is annotated as Fat3p. Gene Ontology annotation, cellular component: plasma membrane; cell cortex of cell tip. Gene Ontology annotation, biological process: fungal-type cell wall organization. Bases 1 to 2388 code for a protein of 795 amino acids. The record is from RefSeq and is a predicted model, not a curated record. The transcript has a single exon. NCBI's taxonomy places the organism in Eukaryota, Fungi, Ascomycota, Saccharomycetes, Saccharomycetales, Saccharomycetaceae.
AUGAGACUGAUAGUUUCAUCUAAGACCAAGCAUGAUUUUGGUAGAAACAGCUAUUGGUUAAUAAUUGCAUUAAUUUUUAUUUUUACUACAUUUAUUUUGGUAAUUGUAGCUACUGCCGGUUCUACUUCAAACUAUACACCAAUUAAUAAUGUUUAUUUGGGUGACGCUGAUAUAGCUCAUAUCAAUGUUUCAAAAGUUAUUCCACAAAUGAAACCAAUUUUAACAAUAUUAGGUUCUGCUUUAACUGCUCCAAAUCAAUCUUUGAAUAACAUUUUUGGCGCUCUAAAAACCGUAUCCACUACCCCAGCUCUAUCUCCAUUACUAUUAUUAUUAUCUAAUGCAAAUAACACUUCUGUUACAAUAGACUCUUUGGUUAAAUUGGCUCCCUUGGCAUUGGAAGGUGAUCCAAUUGAAUCAACAAGAGAAUUAGUUGGCAUCUCAAGUCUAGUCGAUAAUUCCAAUAAUGGGAAUCAAACUUUGCAGUUUUUAUCUGAACUAGUUUCACCAAUUUUACAGAACUUUAAUAAUACACAACUAUUACAAGCCAGUGAAUCUACUUUAAAAUUGUUAUCAAACUCAGCUAAUCCUUUGAAUACAACUAAACAAUUGGAAGUUUUGAAUGAUUUGACUCUAUCCGAAAAAGUUGCUUUAUUACCCGUAUUUUCUUUAUAUCAAACAACUAAUAAUGUGACACAAUUAAAUGAUGCUUUAAUAAAAAUUAUUCAGGCAAACAUUUCAAUCCCCCAGCAACAAAUUUCGACUUACUUCUCCACAUUAUCCACAAUGUUGCAAUCAAACCCAAAUGCAAAUUUAACAAGAGUGUUUAAUGGCCUAAGUUCUUCUUCCUCAUCUUCUUCUUCCCAAGAAGAACUUUUGUACUCUGUUCAAAGUUUGUUGACUUCUUCCACUAACCUCAAUUCUACUUUAACUAUUUUGACCGAUAUGAUUAAGCAAAAUAUUACAAAUAAUGAAAAUGCCAAAUUAGCUUUACCUGCACUAGUUAGUAUUAUCAAUAAUUCAAAUAAUGCUACUAUGGCUCUCGAUAUUAUUAAAUCUUUAUCGUUAGUGAAAAACACUACAGCCACACGUGAACAACUAUUGGCGCUUGAAGGUCUUUUAGGUGUGUCCAAUAAUGGAACAAAAUCGAUUUCAAUUGUUGGGUUGUUACAAAAUGGGUUAACACCUAAUUCAACUACAGUUAAAUACAUCCCAUCUUUAUUCACUUUGAUGAAUUCGUCAACUAAUCCAGAAUCAACAUUUAAAUCGUUAGUCGUUUUAACCUCAUGGGCUCAAGAAAAUCCUGAUACUUUUACACCAAUUGUUAAUAUUCUAAAUGAUGCACAAUCUGUUCAACCAAUUUCUGAAUUGGCUUUACGUGAAAUGACACCAAUUUUAUUGGAUUAUUUGAAGAUUCCAAUUUAUUACAGAUUGUCAAUUUUUACUUUAUGUAAAGCCAAUGGUAAUAAGGAUAUCCUUACUUGCAAUAAACCUCAUGCUGUACAAGACUUGGAUUUCAGAAAUAUCAUAUAUGAUUCAUUAAUGGAAUCUGAUUUCCAACCAUAUUUAAAAGGCUUGGACAUUUCAGCCAACGAUUUACACUUGGAAGGUGAUUUAUUGAAUAGACAACAUCAAUAUGUUUCUUCAAUUUCAGCUUUGCUGACUAUGAAUCUUUUAACAAUUAUUUUCUCUGCUGCAGUCAUUGGCUUUAUCAUCUAUAAUUUAAUCACUGACGUGAAGCAUAUGUGGUGCUGGUAUAUUUUACUUGGCUUCACCUUUUCCACUGCAUUGUUUAAUGGUAUUGGUGCUACAAUUAAUGCUAUUGUUAUUGAGGUUAUUAAGUCAGGGACACACCAUGAUGAUUAUGGUGUUGUGUAUCAAACUGGUGUAGCCUAUUCAGGGUUAAUGUGGACAGCUUUUGUGUUAAGUUGUCUAACUACAUUAAUUGUGUUAGUAGCUUGUUGGAAGGCAAGAAGGUAUUUGAAAGGAGAGGUUAAAUUACAAGAAAAGAAUGUGGGUAUGUACAGUGAUGAUUCUGAGAAUGAGGGCCAGGAACUCGAUGAAAGUGGUAGUAUUAUGUUGCUAAAGACAAAAUCCACAGAGAAUAUCUCUGUGAUUGAUGAGAAACAAGAAGGUGGUUAUGAUAAAGUUGAGAUCCUAAGAAAAAAGACAUCAAAUUCUGAUUCGUCAUCUUCUAUUUCUCCAAGCUCAUCUAAAUUUUCCAAAACAAAUUUACCUACAACUGCAGUUACAAAUGAUAGUUAUAUAAGAAAUACUUCAUCAGAUAUUUUUGAAAUGCCACAUACACCAUCUAUUUCUUUAUCAGUUGAUGAAAAACUUGAAACUACACUACCUGUGACUUCGUCAUCACAUCCUGAUAGCAAGGUUUGA